AUGUCCGACGCUGGUUCCUCGGCCGAAAGGGGAUCCGAGGUCCGUGCCAAUGGACUCUCAGCCGGCCCAGAGUCAGACACUUUGCAAGCUUGCGUGCGCGAUGAUCCAGGAUACCCAUCUCGUCGCUUUCAAACUCGGCUUCUUCCAGCCCUUGGAAGCUUCGCGGAGAGAUCAGCUGCCGUCUCUACGGCCAGCAAAGCUCUGCGGACCGGUCACGCCGUCGCUUUCCCAACAGAGACCGUGUACGGCCUGGGAGCCAACGCUCUCUCUUCAUCCGCCGUUCUCAAAAUCUUUGCAGCCAAGGGCAGACCGGCUGACAAUCCGCUCAUCAUUCACAUCAGUGAUCUCUCCAUGCUUUCCAGCAUCGUUGACCCGAACUGGAGACCUUCUGAAGCUUACGAGGCGCUCUUCAAGCUCUGGCCAGCUCCCAUGACGCUGCUUUGUCCCGCCAGGAAAGAAUUGCCGAGGCAAGUUACUGCUGGUCACUCUACUGUGGGCGUGCGGAUACCGCAGCAUGAGCUGGCCAGGGAGUUGAUUCGAGCUGCUGGAGUACCUCUAGCUGCACCUUCCGCCAACGCCUCAGGAAGGCCGAGUCCUACUUUAGCUGCGCACGUCAUGCACGACCUCGGCGGGCCGCUGGAUGAUGCACGCCUACAAGCAGGCGUAACGGAUGAUCAAAGGGAUGGCAUCUCGGCAGGAACGGAGUCAGUCGGCAGCUCAUCCGUGCGUGAGCCGAGCUCGCCAAGAGGAAGGGUGCCAUUCAUCUUAGAUGGAGGUCCUUGCACUUUGGGUCUGGAAUCAACAGUGAUCGAUGGUAUCACAUCCACAUCUGAAUUGCGCAUCCUUCGGCCUGGUGGACUGAGCGCAGAGAGCAUUCAGCAGUGCCUGAAAAAUGCUGAUCUAUCGGACAAGAUCGAGGUCAGAAUCUACGGCAAAGAGUCUAGCGGGGCGAAAGCGAUGGAAUUUGAGAAGCAGAUGUUGCUCCACCCUACGACGCCUGGAAUGAAGUAUCGACACUAUUCGCCGGAUGCUAGGGUGGUUGUGAUAAGAGCGACAAAGGCAGCAGAGACGCGAAAUCCUGCUUCAACAUCCUCACAUCUUGCAGCGCUGCUCGAAGCUCAGCUGGAGAGGUCAGGCGCUGCACAGGGUGGAGACGAAGCGCAGGUGGACAUAGGCGUGAUGAGCCUCGACUCGAGCCUGCUCAGCACGUCGAUCGAUGCUUUGUGCGUCGCUUCACGCAGUGCGCUCACCGAUUCAUCCUCUGUGCCCGGGGCGCAGCAAAGUCAUCUUCGACAGCCCAUCGCGCUGCGCACGUCCCUCGCGCACUCUCGAUCCGAUGCAGACGCAGGGUCGCUGGCCGAAGGGUCAAGAGGGAGAAGAGUAUUUAUUCAUCGCUUCUCGCUCGGCAGCAUUCAAGAUCCUCACGAAGCGGCCAGCAGGCUGUUCCAAGGGCUUAGGAUGCUAG
Molecule: messenger RNA, 1465 nt
Organism: Ceraceosorus bombacis
Lineage: Eukaryota; Fungi; Basidiomycota; Exobasidiomycetes; Ceraceosorales; Ceraceosoraceae
Source: the annotation of a GenBank genome assembly